GAAGACCGCCUACCACAGAUAGACGACCCGAGACCCCUUAUAGAUUUAAAAAGAGACGCUGCAUUCUCAGACUGACAUUCAUUCAGCACUCACUGCCACCUUUUAAAAAGAUUUACUCUGUUCGCUUAGCUGCUAGUGUCAAUUCCCGAUACCUUGUUCACUUCACUUCGUCUCCAGCACCAUGCUCAGGAUGCUACAGAAACUCCGUCUCCAGCCAGGGAUGAGUCUAUUAUUGAUAUGGCUCUGUCAUUUCAUGGAAGAUCAAAAAGUACAAGCUGGCAACUGCUGGUUACAGCAAGGGAAGAACGGGAGGUGUCAGGUGCUCUACGUACCGGGGAUGAGCCGAGAGGAGUGUUGUCGAAGCGGGAGGCUGGGGACGUCAUGGACCGAGGAGGACGUACCCAACAGCACCUUGUUCCGGUGGAUGAUCUUUAACGGCGGAGCCCCUAACUGCAUACCCUGCAAAGAAACGUGUGACAACGUGGACUGUGGACCCGGAAAGAGCUGCAAGAUGAACAGGAGAAGUAAGCCGCGCUGCGUCUGUGCUCCAGACUGCUCCGAUGUCACUUGGAAAGGACCUGUCUGCGGGUCGGAUGGAAAGACAUACAAAGACGAGUGCGUGUUGCUCAAGUCCAAAUGUAAAGUCCAUCUGGACCUGGAUGUGCAGUACCAGGGCAAAUGCAAGAAGACCUGCCGUGACGUCUUGUGCCCAGGAAGCUCCACGUGCGUCGUGGACCAGACAAAUAACGCGUACUGUGUGACCUGUAAUCGGAUCUGCCCUGAACAGACGUCACCGCAGCAGUUCCUGUGUGGCAACGACGGGAUCAUCUACACCAGCGCGUGCCAUCUGAGGAGGGCGACAUGUCUCCUGGGAACAUCCAUAGGAGUAGCAUACCAGGGGAAAUGCAUCAAGGCCAAGUCGUGCGAGGACAUCCAAUGCAGUGUGGGGAAGAAGUGUCUGUGGGACGCCAGGAUGAGCCGAGGCCGCUGCUCCCUCUGUGAGGAGGCGUGUCCAGAGAGCCGGAUGGACGAGGCGGUGUGCGCCAGCGACAACACCACCUACCCCUCGGAGUGUGUUAUGAAGCAGACUGCCUGCUCUCUGGGAACGCUCCUGGAGGUUAAGCAUUCAGGAUCUUGCAACUCCAUAACGGAAGACCGUGAGGAAGAGGAGGAGGAGCAAGAAGAUCAGGACUACAUGGUUCACAUCCAUCUGUCCCCCUUAUUGGAUGGAUAGACUGUCUAUCAUAUCCACCUGACCUUCUUAUUGGAUGGAUAGGCUGUCUAUCAUAUCCACAUGCUCUCCUUAUUGGUUGGAUAAGCUGUCUAUCAUAUCCACAUGCUCUCCUUAUUGGUUGGAUAGGCUGUCUAUCAUAUCCACAUGCUCUCCUUAUUGGUUGGAUAGGCUGUCUAUCAUAUCCACAUGCUCUCCUUAUUGGUUGGAUAGGCUGUCUAUCAUAUCCACAUGCUCUCCUUAUUGGUUGGAUAGGCUGUCUAUCAUAUCCACAUGCUCUCCUUAUUGGUUGGAUAAGCUGUCUAUCAUAUCCACAUGCUCUCCUUAUUGGUUGGAUAAGCUGUCUAUCAUAUCCACAUGCUCUCCUUAUUGGUUGGAUAGGCUGUCUAUCAUAUCCACAUGCUCUCCUUAUUGGUUGGAUAAGCUGUCUAUCAUAUCCACAUGCUCUCCUUAUUGGUUGGAUAGGCUGUCUAUCAUAUCCACAUGCUCUCCUUAUUGGUUGGAUAGGCUGUCUAUCAUAUCCACAUGCUCUCCUUAUUGGUUGGAUAGGCUGUCUAUCUACCUGCCUGGUCUCCACAAAGGGAACAGUCCUAGGGCCAGGUCUCAUGUUGUCCAUACUGUACAGUACAUAUGUAUAUGCUUAUUUAUACAUAUUGUUCAGUUCUGCUAGAUGUUUUAUUUAUACUGUGUUUUGUGUUAUUUUUAAAAAUAAUUUAUACAUUUACAAUGUUCAGGAUUACUGUGUACCAUGUUAUUGUUACCACUUGUUUCUAUUUGUUUUGUUGUCCUGUUUAUUUUUCCCUUCCUUCCUUCAUUUUUUAUUUUUAUAUAUAAUGAAGAAAAAUAUAUUUCUCCAAAGAGAAGCAGUGUUAUUUAUACAGAGUGUAUACACUGACAGUGAAGUAUCCGUCUCCAUUCUGUAAGCUGUAGUGGACUCUCAUGACUCCCUGUGCUGGACUAACCUACCUAUGUUCUCAGUGUUAGAUAUCUCAUUCACACAUCAAUGCAUGCUUUAGCCUACUGUGUGUUUAUUUAUGGGGGGAAAUCUUAUCUGUCAAUCAUUCAUGUACAGAAAUGUUUCUGCUUUUUUGUUUUUGUCUAACCCAUUAUUAUAACUUGCUAAAGGGACAUUUGUUAGGGUCAAAUCUAUUUUAAUUCCAAUGCGUUUUCAGGAAGUAAACCCAACACUUGAUUGUGCUCCAUGUAGUCUCUUGCAGAGCUCACCUGACUAAAAUGCUAUACACAUACACAUACACUGUAUUAAACCUCAUCACUUUGCUUGUCUUAUACUGUCCUUGUUCUUCCUCAGAAUGCAUUUUCAUUUUUAACAAAUCACAAAUACAAAAUUCUGUUAUAAGUAUAUAGUUAUUUUAUUAUAAUUUUUUUUUGUACAUACAGAACGUCUGAUGGUAUUUGUACAGAUAUGAAGAGUAAAAACAAUAAAACAUAAACCUUUUUUUUCUCCUUUA
Messenger RNA from Oncorhynchus kisutch (coho salmon), 2700 nucleotides. Its product is annotated as follistatin-A. Bases 182 to 1234 code for a protein of 350 amino acids. Gene Ontology annotation, biological process: cell differentiation; negative regulation of activin receptor signaling pathway; regulation of BMP signaling pathway. The record is from RefSeq and is a predicted model, not a curated record. The transcript has 6 exons. Lineage: Eukaryota; Metazoa; Chordata; Actinopteri; Salmoniformes; Salmonidae. Gene Ontology annotation, molecular function: collagen binding; extracellular matrix binding; protein binding. Gene Ontology annotation, cellular component: extracellular region.